Messenger RNA from Lachancea meyersii CBS 8951, 921 nucleotides. Lineage: Eukaryota; Fungi; Ascomycota; Saccharomycetes; Saccharomycetales; Saccharomycetaceae. The record is from the annotation of a GenBank genome assembly.
AUGCAGUACAAAACGUUUAUCCACCAGUUGCAUGCGAUCCUCCAGCAUCCAGAACUGCAAUAUUGGAUCCGAUGGAACGAGGAAGGGGGUGGCGACACAGACGCGUUUCUGAUCCGGCCACAUGACUCCGGCUUCGCAGCCGGAGUCCUGCGCCGGUUCUUUAAACACGGCAAGGUGUCGAGCUUUGUGCGCCAACUGCACAUGUACGGGUUCCACAAACUGGCCACAGAAACGGAGGGUGCGGAGGACAAGACGUGUGUGGUGUGGAAGUUCGCGCAUCCGUCCGGCGCGUUCCACCGCAACAGCUCCGUGGUGGAGCUGAACCGGAUCGUGCGCAAGAACGGCGGGGCGGGCAAGAAUGGCAAACGCAAGAAUGUGCUGUCGCCCGUGUGCAUCAACUACGUCGGGGCUCCACUCCCGAGUCUCAAGCCCCUGCCGGACGAGGUCCCACAAAGCCCCCCGUCGCCGUUGCUGUACCCGUCCCGCCACAACUCGCAGCCGUCCGUCGAGGCUCCGCUACCGCAGCUGGCGUCGUCCUUCCCGCUAGCGGCUGCCUCCAACACGCAGGUACAACACUUCCAGACAAACUUGAACCUGAUGCAGAAAAGUCUGGUCACCGUGCUCGAGGUGCUCCAACACUUCCCUUCCGGGUCCGCAGCAAAGGCAGAAUCCGUGUCUGCCACACUGCUGGCGCUGAAAAACGAGAUCAGCUGUCUCGACACCAAAUGGACGUUUUUGAAACACCCGACGCUUUCUACCCAUUCCAGCUUCAGCAGCGUGGGUUCUUCUUCGUUUUCGCAUCCAUCGGGCCCGCCUCCCACAAGUCGAAUCUCCAGUCUGUCGACGCAAAAAAGCUCGAUUUUCAGUACGGUUCUGGGGAACUCCAGGAAUGCGAGGAUGGAUGGCUUUAAGCAUUGCUGA